This is a messenger RNA of Ilex paraguariensis (yerba mate), 600 nucleotides long. The record is from the annotation of a GenBank genome assembly. NCBI's taxonomy places the organism in Eukaryota, Viridiplantae, Streptophyta, Magnoliopsida, Aquifoliales, Aquifoliaceae.
AUGGGGGAGACCACUGAUGGUGGUUUAUAUGAGAUUUUUCAACAGGACUAUGGGCCCGUUGGUUCUCCCAGCUUUGAAGCUGCUCGGGAGAAUUUCAUCAUUAGCAGUGCUGGCUAUGCAGUUGCUAGUCUGUUGCUGCAACCAAAGGACAGACAUAAUGGGAAUCUUUUGUUUGACAAUCUAGGUAGGCUUGUCCAUAUUGAUUUUGGUUUUAUCCUGGAAACUUCACCUGGUGGAAACAUGCGCUUCGAAAGUGCCCACUUUAAGCUUAGUCAUGAGAUGACUCAAUUACUUGACCCGUCUGGCGUGAUGAAAAGUGACACUUGGUAUCUGUUUGUGAGAUUAUGUGUGAAGGGUUACCUUGCUGCUCGUCGAUAUAUGGAUGGGAUUAUCACUACAGUGUUGCUAAUGAUAGACAGUGGAUUACCUUGCUUCAGCCGGGGUGACCCCAUUGGAAACCUGCGCAAGAGAUUUCACCCGGAGAUGAGCGAGCGUGAGGCAGCCAAUUUCAUGAUCCGCACGUGCACUGAUGCUUAUAACAAGUGGACCACUGCUGGGUACGAUCUGAUACAGUAUUUGCAGCAAGGCAUCGAGAAGUGA